Messenger RNA from Frieseomelitta varia, 3424 nucleotides. RefSeq names its product G-protein coupled receptor Mth2-like. The transcript is spliced from 7 exons. Gene Ontology annotation, molecular function: G protein-coupled receptor activity. Bases 1057 to 2547 code for a protein of 496 amino acids. Gene Ontology annotation, cellular component: membrane. NCBI's taxonomy places the organism in Eukaryota, Metazoa, Arthropoda, Insecta, Hymenoptera, Apidae. The record is from RefSeq and is a predicted model, not a curated record. Gene Ontology annotation, biological process: cell surface receptor signaling pathway; G protein-coupled receptor signaling pathway.
UCGAGAAAUACCGCCAGUGUGCUUCCAGACAUCGAUGGGCGAACCACGUGAAUUCCAACAAAAUUCAAUACUCACUGUUACGUGAUCCGGUGGUUUCCCCACGUACCUUCAACGAUUAGCGAUCAGACAAGCAUAAAUAACUCAUCAGUUGGAAACGUUCAGUCUCGCUUUCGACCAGUCGAGUUCGUGAAACUUUCCCCAUUAUAUUUGUGAUUCGAAAUUAGAAACGAUUUUCCAGUAAAGCACCGGGUCGAUGAUAAUUUUAACAGUGACUCGAGCCGAAGCAUCAUUUCAAGCCGCAGAAGAUAGCAUCUACGGUGAAUUACUUCCGCCCUGUAACCGAUUUCAUCGCAAACUGUGAAAACAGGUCCUUUUUGUAAAGCCACAGCAGUUCCAGCUACGAGAGCUAACAAACAUCACAUACACGGAAGACGAAUAUUUUUUUAAUUCAAACGCACCGACUUGGAACAAACAGUAGACUUAUAUAUACCUGUACAUACGAGGAAAAUUCUGUUAUCAAAGUUGAUACUCGAAACCAGCUCACCAGUGCCACUAUCUUCGUCGAUUCUUUAAUCGAUAACAAGAACGUAAUUCGAGCGAAGGAGAAGCUGUAAGCCGAUAGAGUGCGGAAGUUGGGAACACUAUCUUUUUAUUACGUCAGGCCUCGACAAUUUGACGAACAUUUCGCAAAACGAAAUCAAAUUAACUGCGUUAAAUCGUCUGCAUGAAGUAAUCCUCGUUCGAGAGAUAUAUGUAUGUGUGAAUCAUUAGUUUAGAUUAGUAUUGCCAAGUUAAAGCACAAACUGGAAGAGACUGGAAUGUCAUCAACGAAUGGACCAUUCAAAUGUUUUCAUUUCUCUGCGGCUACGCGCGAGACUUUGCGAUUGUACUUUUAUUAACGAAGAAGGGAAUACGUUUGCAUCUCCGAAGAGGAUCACUGUAACGAAGUGAGAUCGAGUGGGAAACUCGGCGAACCAAAGAAAAUCUGCGAUCGAAGAUAAAUGUUUACGGCAACAACAAUUUCAGUGGUUUAUAAAUAGAACUCAAAGGAGCAACAUGUAUGGGAUAUCGAGAAAGUGUUUGGUGCUGUUGCAAAUAUUAUUUUGUCAAUUGGCGAUUAGUGGCGCACGUAUGGACAGUGAAACACGGAUUAUAUCCAUUCCUCUGGAAAACGAGACAGUGAUACCUGAAAGGUACAAGAAUUUACCUGUGGUUGGCAAAUGUUGUCCGUUUGGCGAGGUUUUCGUGAAAAAUGGCACCGAUGCGGUUUGCGUUCCGCAUUCGUUUACGACCGGGAAUUUCUCCCCAGUAUUCUACGACUUUAAUGCAUCUGGUUACGAAGUUCCCGGUGUGGCUCGAAGUUCGUUUGUCGCGAUUGUUGGAGAUCCUUGUAAAUACAAGAGGUACAUUUUAGAUCCGUACGCUGAUUACAGGGAUAACAAUUAUUUAUUAACAAACGGUUCUAUAUUCGCGCCCGAUCACGAUCCAAAAAUAUUGCAACCCGGAGUCGAUUACUGUGUAGAAAUCGUGCCAGACCUAGGGCUUACAACUUUUGUAUGCUUCCCCGAAGAUCGCGUGAUAAUCACCGCCGAUUCCCGAAUCACCAUCUACGCCUGCGGACUUUUAAUAUCAGUGCCGUUUUUAAUUCUCACCAUCGUCGCGUACUCCAUCACGCCCAAGCUGCGAGACAUUCUCGGCAGAGCAUUGUGCCGUUACUGCGGAUGCUUAGGCGUUGCUUUCACGUUGCUAGCAAUCACGCAAUUAUGGAGCAUUGAUCUGUCGGAUCAAGCUUGCAUCAACAUAGCGUUCGUCGUCCAGUUCUCCUUCGUUGCGUGCUUCUUCUGGCUGAAUGCCAUGUGCAUCGAAAUGUGGUCGCUGGUGCGCGUGUACGUGGAUCGGGAAACGUACAAGAGAAUGAAACCAAGGAAGUUGUUCUUUUGGUACUCUUUAUGGUGCUGGGGUCCCUCGGUGAUACUUAUCCUCGUCUCGAUGAUUAUGGAUCUCGGCCCGAUAAUACCAGCGACUUACGUGAAGCCAAACUCACUCGGCAAGGAAAGUUGCUCCUUCAAAUCGGAGGAUAAAGCGGUGCCGUACUUUUACAUACCAGUCGGGCUGCUCCUCCUUGGGAAUAUAUUCCUUUUUGCCAUGAGUUUCGUCAAAUUGACUAAAUAUCAAAGGAAUCUCGACUUGAGGCGUCUCGCGAGAAAUCAGGAAUCGGAUCGGCUCGAUCGGAAGUACCUCCGACGUCUCAUGCGCACCGCAAUCGUUUGCAUGAUCAUCUUCUUUCUGAUGGGCUUCAACUGGAUGAUGGAACUGAUAUCCUGGUUCGUCGACGGUGACUCGUUCGACUGGUCCUCCUUCGACCUUAUAAACGCUCUUCAAGGUGUCCUCAUUUUCGCAUUGUUCGUGCUGCGAAGGCCACCGAGGGACUUCGUGUGGCACAAGAUACAACAGCUUCGCGGUAUCAACGGGGCGGCCGACGUGGAAGUCGAAAGCGUGGAACUGUAUCUACUGCCGACGACGAACGGCGACACUCUGCCCAGAUGAACGACGAUCCCACGUAUACAAAAUAAAAUCUAUUCCCUUCCGAUCCUUUCUCGAAUUCAGCACGUCGCGAAGGGAUUGUGAAUCAACUGCCGAAAGAUGUUUGAAAGUUCCUCGACGAGAUGUACAAUUUUUCUAUUUUUCUUUUUCAUUUAUGAAGCAUUGAAUUGACCGUGAAUUGAACAUGAGAAAUUCAAUGACACUGAUAAAUUUAUUUUAUGCAAGACUUGUUAAAUUAUUUAUUACGCGCGUGAUGAAACGAAAACAGUGUAUCCAACGUGUAGCAUAUCUCAUCAGAUUUAUUUUUCAUAUCAUUUUCUAGUUUCGUGCGGAGUGUGACUUGUAAUUUAUUUAAAAUAGUUUAAUUAUUACCACCUGGAGCAGGAUAACUUUAUAUGAAUGAAAUCUUCGGAGUUUUUAUGUAUGCGUUUGCAUUUCAUUUUCAAAUCACCUCUCGUUCCCUCAUUCAGUUUUUUAUUCUCUGUUGAUCGUUCGUGUUCACUGUGAAUACUUGUGCAUCCUAAGAAAAAGACUUGAAGAAAUGAACAAUUUUCUACAUUUACAAUAAAUUUCAUGAAUAUAACAACAGCUCAUUCGAUUAUUGAAUUUAUAAUUAUGUUCAAAGUGACUGCACACACAGACAAACACACACAUUAUAUUUGCAUUUCCUGAUAAUGGUGGUAUAAUUCUUAGAAACUUGUUUUGAUUAUGUAAAAACUGUCUGUAACUCGUUUUAUAAUGACAUAUUGAAAUUGUGAUAUUUGUAUACCGAUUGCAUAACAGUAAGAAACCGGAUAACUUUUAUUAUGACCUUAGAUCGAAUUCUUUGAAUCUUGUAUAUUUAGCAUUAAUGAAUUUCUAAUGAUAUAUAUAUAUAAUA